Molecule: messenger RNA, 592 nt
Organism: Melozone crissalis (California towhee)
Lineage: Eukaryota; Metazoa; Chordata; Aves; Passeriformes; Passerellidae
Gene: CCDC25
Product: coiled-coil domain containing 25
Exons: 5
Source: RefSeq, a predicted model, not a curated record
UCCCGCGGCUGCACGCUGAGCUCGGUGACCGUGGUUUACACGCCCUGGAGCAACCUGCGCAAAACGCCCGACAUGGACGUGGGGCAGAUCGGCUUCCACCGCAGCAAGGACGUCCGUUCGGUGACGGUGGAGCGGCGCGGGGCGGAGCAGCUGCGCCGGCUGGAGCGGACGCGCGUGGAGCGCUUCCCGGACCUGGCGGCCGAGCGGGAAUGCCGGGACCGGGAGGAGCGGGGGCGGCGCCGCAUGGAGCUGCAGGAGCAGCGGCGGGAGCAGCGCGAGGAGCAGCGCCGGAAAAAGGAGAUGGAGGAGCUCAGGAGCUACUCGUCCCUGAUGAAGGCCGAGAACAUGUCCUCCAACCAGGACGGGAACGACUCCGACGAUUUCAUGUGAGGAUCCCUCCGGCCCCGGGAGGAUCCUUCCGGAAUUCCAGGAAAAUGGAAAGUCCCAGGAAAUUGGAAAUUCCCAGGAAAAUGGAAAUCCGAGGCACAGGAACUCGGGCUCCGGCCCCACGGGGACCUCGGGAGCGCUCCCGGACUUUGGGGGAAUUCCCGGGAAUGUCGGAGCCAACAAAGGAACAAAGGCUGGGAUCGGC